AUGUCGCCAAUUGUUCAGUAUACAGAGAAACCUGCCAGCGGGUCUCAGUCGCAGUUUCAGCCAGGCCAUAGGAUCCCGAUUCAGCAUCUAACAAAACCGGGCCUGCAGGCCGACAUGGAGGACCCUAAACCUGUCUCCGAUUACAUCCCAACCGAGGAUGGAGGGUAUCAACUCUACAAGGCUGCCGGUAAACUCGAAGGAAAAAAGGCCAUCAUCACGGGGGGUGACUCCGGCAUUGGACGAGCCACUGCGAUUCUCUUUGGUAUGGAGGGCGCAUCAAGCUUAAUUAUUUACCUUCCUGAGGAGGAGAAAGAUGCACAGGAGACGAAAAAAAGAGUGGAGGAAACGGGGCAGCAGUGUCACUGUCUGGCUAUCGAUAUUAGGGCGAAAGAAAAUUGCAGGAAGGUGAUUGAUACGGCCGUUCAAACCAUGGGCGCUGUCGAUAUACUGGUCAACAAUGCGGCCUUUCAAAACAUGCUAAGCGAUAUUAGCGAGCUUGACGAAGAGCAGUGGGAGCGGACCUUCGACACCAACAUUCACUCGUUCUUCUACCUUUCCAAGUAUGUUCUCCCCCACAUGAAACGCGGAUCGACCAUCAUCAAUUGUGCAUCGGUGAAUCCUUAUAUUGGCCGGGGUGACCUUUUGGACUAUACCUCGACCAAAGGGGCCAUUGUGGCCUUCACCCGAGCGCUGUCAAACCAGCAAAUAAAGAAAGGUAUUCGGGUCAACUGUGUCUGCCCGGGUCCCAUCUGGACCCCUUUAAUCCCGUCGACGAUGCACACCAGUGCAAUGGAACAAUUCCACGCUGUACCCAUCGGUCGACCAGGACAGCCAAGCGAGGCUUUCCCGUGGGAUACCAAGAAUCCAGCCCGCGUUAUCACAGUCUCGUACAAUUCCGGGUUCUACGUUUUACCUCGCUACAAGGGGAAACUGCGGUAUGUCGCUGAUGCAUUUCUACAUUUGCAGGCCACGCUCAGGAACCGCCGCAUCUGA
Molecule: messenger RNA, 993 nt
Organism: Penicillium cinerascens
Lineage: Eukaryota; Fungi; Ascomycota; Eurotiomycetes; Eurotiales; Aspergillaceae
Product: oxidoreductase, short-chain dehydrogenase/reductase family
Exons: 5
Coding region: 1-993 (330 amino acids)
Molecular function (GO): oxidoreductase activity
Source: RefSeq, a predicted model, not a curated record